Molecule: messenger RNA, 1937 nt
Organism: Haliotis rufescens (red abalone)
Lineage: Eukaryota; Metazoa; Mollusca; Gastropoda; Lepetellida; Haliotidae
Exons: 2
Coding region: 240-1412 (390 amino acids)
Source: RefSeq, a predicted model, not a curated record
UCACAAUCACAAUGAACAGCCUGAAUGGAUUCCAUCUUCUCACUCCGCCCAGUACUCCUGUGGCAUGUGAUAGAUAUACAUUUCCAGGACACUAAAUGUACUCCAACAUAGUCGAUAUGUAAAUGUUUAUAUGUGUUAAAUACUAUCGUGUUGGGUGACGACAGGGAACAUUACCUAAACGCGAGACAAACGUAUUCGUCUGAAGUCACUGUUGCAAGCAGCUGGAGAAGCGCAAGAACAUGCGUCCAAAAAUGUUAAGGCUCCUGAGGAAUCACCCUUUCCUAGCUUUGGCGACCCUCCUGGGCGGGCUCUGCUGUUACCUCGUCCUGGUCGAAGACGUAUUCCUUCUGGAACGCCCUCUCUAUAAACUGAACACAACUUUCAUUAGCGAUAUCCACAGUACACCAGUUUUUGAAAGUGGUUAUAUUGCAAAAACAGGUGGUCUUGUCAAUAGAUUGAAACAAAGCAUUACAAAUUAUAUCCUUCCAGAAACACCUACUGCUCCGGAUUGUCUGGAAACCAAUAUAUGCAAAGAUCCAGCAAAUAAAACAGAUAUAUACUUUUACAAACGCACAGAUUUCGAUGAACUUGUGGAAAAGCCUUUUGAUGUUAACGCCUCAAUAAGCCAUGCAGUGCCAGUCGUGCCAAGAAUAGUCCACUUCUGUCUGUUUUCAAAUGGUACUACCUUUUUUCGUUUCCAUUACAUGAUAGCAAUCCUUGCCGCGUCUCGUAUCGCGAAGCCAGAGAAGAUUUACUUCUGGCAUGACAACCUCCCGGUUGGUGAAUACUGGGAAGAGACGAGACAGAAGGUGAAGAAUCUGUACCUGGUCCACAGAGACAGGCCCACCAAGAUCAGAGGAAAUGACGUCAGAGUCAUAGAACACGUCGCUGACAUUGUGAGACUCGAAGCACUGUUGGAAUAUGGAGGGAUGUAUUUCGACACAGAUUCUAUAGUCGUCAACCCAAUUGACCCUCUCUUAGUCCAUGACGUCACAAUGGGCCAUGCUGUACCACGUGUUUUGGCAAAUGGAAUAAUGUUCUCUAAACCAUGGUCAGACUUCCAAAAGGUAUGGCACCACGAGUACAAGACAUUCAAAGACAAAGAAUGGGGCUCCCACUCUGUGAUCAAACCGUAUCAGCUGUCCCAAAAAUACCCAAACUUGAUUCACAUUGAACCAGCAUCACUCUGUAGGCCAAACUGGAGGGAACUAGCGUACCUCUUUGGUAGCAAGAAAUGGAACUGGCAGCAAAAUAACUUUGUGGUUCAUCUGUACAUGAGAUUUGGUCCAAAGGGGAAACGAGAAAGGAACCGAGAAAAUAUAAAGAUGUGGAACACAACGGCGGGGAGUAUUAUGAGGUACAUAUACUAUGGGGAUGCUGAGUUAAUAAACGAUGAGGACAAAAAGAGUUGAAACAAACAGAUGUCCUGAAUUGGUUUGAUCCUGACUGAUGCUGAUGUUGAUAUAGAUGGUGUCAAUCUAAUAUUAUCUGUCUGUCUGUCUGUCUGUCUACAGUAAACUACGGUUAUAACGAACACGCUUAUAACGAACUGACGGAUAUAACGAACUUACUUUUUUUGUCCCGACUAUUUCCUGUAGUUAUGUUGUAUAUUUUCUUAUAACGAACUACGGUUAUCACGAACUAAAUUAGCAGUCCCUUUAAGUUCGUUAUAACCGUAGUUUACUGUAUAUAUAAACAGUUAUUUGCAUCAUAUGUCGCAUAUAGUACAAUGCUGUAUUUAUUCCCGUCAUUAUUAUCAUACUCCAUAAAAGGCAUUCACCGCAUUGCUAAAUAUUAUGGAAACUCACAGAGACAGUGCUGUGUUAAUCUGCACGUCCAUAGAUGUCACUGGGUAUGGCGUGUUGUUGAUGAUCGCCAUUGUUUAGUUGUCGGUCGUUUAUUAGUAUAAUAUAACGUAUAAAAGAAUAACAAACGAA